Molecule: messenger RNA, 1050 nt
Organism: Manis pentadactyla (Chinese pangolin)
Lineage: Eukaryota; Metazoa; Chordata; Mammalia; Pholidota; Manidae
Product: granzyme A
Exons: 5
Coding region: 196-978 (260 amino acids)
Biological process (GO): negative regulation of oxidoreductase activity; positive regulation of apoptotic process; proteolysis
Molecular function (GO): serine-type endopeptidase activity
Source: RefSeq, a predicted model, not a curated record
CAAGGCAAGCAUGCCCACUGGUAGUGAGUACUUACUGUCCUUACUGACUUGUGUUUCAUUUCCUAAUGCUCAACUUAGAAACUGGAAAGAAAGAAAAGAAAGGAAACCACAUCCUUUGUAGUCUCAGUAUAUAUACAGUCAGUCAAGAACUGAAAACAGAUUUCCACGUUGAUUGAUGUGGGGACACCCGCCACAAUGAGGAACUCCUCAACCUCUCUCACAUCCUCUCUCUCCAUUGUAAUUUUUCUCCUGCUGAUUCCUGAAGAUUUCUGUGUAGAAAUUAUUGGAGGAAAUGAAGUGACUCCUCAUUCAAGACCCUACAUGGUUCUACUUAAAGGAGAAAAUAUCUGUGCUGGUGCUUUGAUUGCAAAAGACUGGGUAUUGACUGCAGCUCACUGUGUCCUGGAAAGAAAGUCCCAGGUCAUUCUCGGAGUUCACUCAAUAACCAAGAAUGAGCCAGAGAAACAGAUAAUGUUCGUUAAAAAACAAUUUCCCUAUCCAUGCUUUGAUAAGGACACACAUGAGAGUGAUCUUAAACUUCUACAGCUGAACAAAAAAGCAACAAUUAAUAAAAAUGUGGCUAUCCUUCGUCUCCCUGAAAACGGAGAUGAUGUGAAACCAGGAACCCAGUGUCGAGUUGCAGGCUGGGGGAAGUUUCACAAUAAGUCACCUGUGUCUGAUAUUCUAAGAGAAGUCAAUAUCACUGUCAUAGACAGAAAAAUCUGCAAUGACCAAAAGCACUAUAACUAUAAUCCUAUGAUUGGAGUGAAUAUGAUUUGUGCCGGAAGCUUCAAAGGUGGAAGAGACUCAUGCAGUGGAGAUUCUGGAAGCCCUUUGAUAUGUGAGGGUACUUUCAGAGGCAUCACUGCCUUUGGCCUUUUAGGCAAAUGCGGAAACCCUCAAGGGCCUGGCAUCUACACUCUUCUCUCAAAGAAGCACCUCAACUGGAUAAAAACAACUUUGAAGAAGGCAGUUUAGAUAGAUGUAUUUCAUUUUGCUUGCUGUCACUUCUUAAUCCUAUCAUAAAUAAAAUGAACAUAUAAAACUGUA